This is a messenger RNA of Dreissena polymorpha, 1550 nucleotides long. RefSeq lists its product as uncharacterized. Bases 203 to 988 code for a protein of 261 amino acids. Gene Ontology annotation, cellular component: trans-Golgi network. The transcript is spliced from 7 exons. NCBI's taxonomy places the organism in Eukaryota, Metazoa, Mollusca, Bivalvia, Myida, Dreissenidae. The record is from RefSeq and is a predicted model, not a curated record.
GUAUACCCAUGUGAUUCUGGUUGGUCAGCCAUUUUGUUUUAACACCCAGGACACAUCUGUGAAGCGAUAUAUGAAGCUAUACAAUAUUAUAAUUUUUUAUUCAUGGAAUUAAUUUAUUUCUUUAAAACACUUCAUUCUUUCUAAAAUUAUAUUUUUUCUUUUUAAUUUAAAUCUCAUUAGCGGAACAACAAACAAACUAACAAUGGGUUUAAAAACAAACGCUUUAAUUUUUGUGUUGUUCGCGAUCUCUAUCGCGGAAAUAAGGGGUCAGGUGGGACAGUGUACAACACUGACGCCGUGCGCAUGCGUAUACGACGAUGGCGUCAUUGUCAAUCUGACGUCACUUUCUAGAAACGACGGCUUUCCAAAUUUCAGUAACAAGACUGACAAUCACGGUGACGUCUACUCGUGGAAUCCGUGCACACCUUUCUCCUACGUGGGACCCAAGAACAACACAGAAUGUACAAACGUGUCGGUGUGCAUGGUACGACACGGUUUUCCAAGCGAUCUCUACUUCAAUCUCGGAACUGAAGACAGCGCACAGUUUUCUGUCGACGUUAACGGAACGCUGAAACUGACGUACACCAAGACGGAAGACGGCUUUCAAAGGUCAGCAGAAAUAAGUCUUCAGUGCCUCGACAGUUCCGUCUUCGACUUUUUAGUCAUUCAAGGGGAACAAGACAUCAACAACGACACGAUCGUUUAUAAAAUGACGCUGGCCAGCAAGUGGGCGUGUGCGUACGCGCCCAAAAUUGAUCCUGCCCUUCCUUCUGCGGGUCUUGGAGGCGGAGCCAUCUUCGCUAUUGUUCUCUUCAGUCUGAUUGGUGGGUACCUUUUGCUGGGUGUGGCCUAUCAAGCGUUCGUCAAGAAAGAGAGUGGAGCCCGGCUGUGUCCUAACCACGAGUUCUGGUUCUCCAUUCCAGGAUAUUUCAAAAGCGGCAAGAAGCCACUUUCCGAAACCAAGGGUGGUGCCUACGAGAGUAUAUAGGCCAACAAAGAAUAUGAUCAAUGCAAAAUAGAGACUCAAAAUCCAACGUUCUGUCUGCAUACUUAUAUACAUAACAAAUUCACAGCAUAUAAAUUAUUAUAGCAGAUGCUACAUAUGUAAUGUACGUACAUGUAUACUUAUACAGUUCACGUCUGAACUGAUGUCUGAUGUUGUGUUAUGAAUACUCUACGAGAAACUGUAGUUUAUCAGUAUAAAAAUAAUAACCUACGCCAUAUUAAUUAAAAUGUUGUAAAAAAAAUCAUAAACACUAAUUCAUGGAUUGAUAAUCGCUUGUAUUUUUCCAGCUAAUUAACCUAAUCAAACACCUUGUGUAAUUAUGAAUUCAUGGAGAGGUCAAUUCGGAAAGGUAUACAGUGCUUUUCGUGUUGUAUUGGUGCAUCAAAUAUAAGAUAUAACUGUAAAUGUAUGCAAUAUUACAGAUUAUGUAGGUGAACGUAUUUAUUGUUAUUGUUGAUUUGCAAAACAAAAUGCACCGUGAUACCCGUUUAUAAUAAUGUUCUAUGCUAAAGUGUUCGUAUUGAAUUAAAUAUAGAUUAAAUUU